AUUAAAAUGUUUAAAAUUUUAACUCUUCUUUGUGUAAUGUUUUAUUAUUCAUGUUCUUGUAAGCAACAAUUGUAUGAAGACAAAAAUUCGUUUGAAUAUCGUCAAAAAUACUUUAAAUGGCCGUUAUCGCAGACAUGUUUGGACUGCAUUUGGAAAUAUUUUGGGGCUAAAGAAGGCAACGAAUUAAAUGGCGGACCUUUUUUUAUUUCUAAAUAUUAUUGGAGUGACGCAAAUUCCCCAACUGUCAAUAACGAGAAUCCAAAGGAUAAAAAUGCAUACAAAAAUUGCGUAAGAAAUGUUUAUUGCUCUAUGGUCACCAUGCAAAAUUACAUGAAUAGAUACAAACAGUUUUGUAGCACUACAGAACUAACCUGCUACCACUAUUUAAAAAUGCACAAUUUAGGGGGCCAAUCCUGUAAUAAAGAAUGGAAUGUAAAACCAGAUAACGCCGAUAGAAUUUGUAAUUUCACUGAACCUACAGGUUAUAUGCAUUUAUAGAUUAUAAUCUCAUCUAGCGGAAAUGCUUUUUUUAGUGUGAUGGAAAUGAUUUCG
Brassicogethes aeneus is the source of this 552-nucleotide messenger RNA. The record is from the annotation of a GenBank genome assembly. NCBI's taxonomy places the organism in Eukaryota, Metazoa, Arthropoda, Insecta, Coleoptera, Nitidulidae.